Messenger RNA from Toxorhynchites rutilus septentrionalis, 2616 nucleotides. RefSeq names its product dnaJ protein homolog 1. Gene Ontology annotation, molecular function: protein-folding chaperone binding. Bases 970 to 2010 code for a protein of 346 amino acids. The transcript is spliced from 7 exons. The record is from RefSeq and is a predicted model, not a curated record. NCBI's taxonomy places the organism in Eukaryota, Metazoa, Arthropoda, Insecta, Diptera, Culicidae. Gene Ontology annotation, cellular component: cytosol. Gene Ontology annotation, biological process: negative regulation of transcription by RNA polymerase II.
CUCUGGCCGAGUGCGCGUCCCGAUGUGCAGUGUAUUGUGUUUUUCAUAUUGUCUUUUCGCCGUUCCGCCCGCUAACGUCAUCGUCUUCGUUAGUCACUACCGUAGAAUUUAGUGUGCAUUUUGCCGUGUGCCGAUAUUCCGUGGAUUGCGUUUGCGCCGUUUCGAAUCCAUCCGCGUGUGCACCCAUUCUGAAGCCCUUGGACCCAUAUUUGUAGAUCGUCGUCCGGCAGCUGUGUGUGAGUGCGUGUGUGUGUGCGCGCAAACGAUUCCAGAUUUUUGAUUGAUCUGUUUUCUUUUUCGUUUUCUGGAGUGAGUUUAUGAAGAAUGAUUAUUUUUAGUAGUUUUUGCCAGAAGCAAGCGCUGAUUUUAUGAGUGAUUCAAUGCUGCUCUGUGCGGUGACAAUUCGAAAGCGAUAUUCACGAAUGAAGUUUUUAUUUUAGAACGUGUUAUUUACCACAUUUCGGUACGAGUGUUUUGUGUGUCGAACGGAGAAAGAUAUAGCCAACACAGAACAUCGCGGCUAUCGAAAGAACCUUCGAAAGUCAUGACACAUUGAUAUUUUUGUAAAUAAGCAGCAAAGGAAAACAGAAAAAAAUAAACUUCAGUGUCAUUCAUUGUAUUGUCAAAACACAGUGUGACGGUAGUGAUAAAAACGUAAACAGUAAGCAUCGCGACAACCCAACCGAUCGGAAUAUCUUCACGCUUUGGAUAUCCAAGAAUCCCACAAGAUCACUUCAAUGUUGCAUUAAGGAAGCCGUGAUCUGAGGAUAAAUAUUGUGAGGUACAUUGUCGAAAUCCACAGAAUGAUCUGGUGAUAUUCUUGAUGUCGCAUUGGAGCACGUCGUGCCAGUGCCAGUGGCCGUGCAUUUCUCAUCCGUCUGAUCCGGAGGUGGCGUAACACUGCGUCUCGUACGUCCCCACUUCUUGUGCUGUCCCACGUAGUGUAGUGAAACCGCCAAAAUAGGUGCCAUGGGGAAGGACUUCUACAAAAUCCUCGGCAUACCGAAAGGGUCAACGGAUGAGGACAUCAAGAAGGCCUACCGGAAGCUGGCGCUCAAAUACCACCCGGACAAGAACAAAAGUCCCGGCGCGGAGGAGAAAUUCAAAGAGGUAGCCGAGGCGUACGAGGUGCUGUCGGAUAAGAAAAAGCGUGAGCUGUAUGACAAGUACGGCGAGGAUGGACUGAAAGGAAGGGCAUCAAAUGGUACCACGAAUUCGUCACAAAACUUCACAUAUGAGUUCCACGGCGAUCCGCGGGCGACGUUUGCGCAGUUCUUCGGCUCCAGCAAUCCGUUCGCGUCCUUCUUCGAUAUGCAUAAUGACAAUAUGUUCAGUGACAGCCUGUUCAACGAUGAUGAAUUUUUCACGUCUUUCGGCGGGCUGGGGAACCGACACGGGCUGGGAGGGGCAUUUAGAUCACAUUCAUUCAACGUGCACUCGCCGCUCAAGAAGGAAAAGGUGCAGGAUCCCCCGAUCGAGCACGACCUGUACGCGACGCUCGAGGAAAUCUACCACGGCUGUGUGAAGAAGAUGAAAAUCUCCCGAAGGGUCCUGCAACCGGAUGGCACCUCGAAGAAGGAGGACAAAUACGUCAGUAUAUCGAUCAAGCCGGGCUGGAAGUCGGGCACCAAGGUCACCUUCCAGAAGGAAGGCGAUCAGACGAAAGGAAAGAUACCUGCGGACAUAGUGUUUAUCGUACGCGACAAACCGCACGUUUGGUUCCGGCGGGAGGGAAGCGAUUUGCGGUACACGGCGAGGUUAACGCUCAAACAGGCUCUCUGUGGUGUCAUCUUCGAGGUGCCCACGAUGACCGGCGAGAAGCUGCGCAUCAGUACAAAGCAGGAGAUCAUCAAACCGAACACGGUCAAGCGGAUCCAAGGCUAUGGGCUGCCAUUCCCGAAGGAACCCUCCCGCAAAGGUGACCUGCUGGUGGCGUUCGAUAUAAAAUUCCCCGACAAGCUGACGCAGUCGGAGAAGGAACUGCUAAACGAUAUGCUACCGAAUUCCUAGUUUGGGAGCGAGCUCAACGUUGUUCUAACGCUACACGUCUCUUUUCGUUUUUUUGUUCAUAUGUUCUUAGUCUGUAUAGGACCUUAGACCUUUUUUUUUCUCCCACAGUCGAGAUAUAUUUUUUUACAAUUUAUUUUUACCUUAAUUUAUUCGCGCGGUAACACUUUCUGUACAUGCUAGACAACUCUCUAUCAGUUUAUCUGUAAAUAUUAACACUCCGAAGUUGUUUUGUUUAUCAGCGAUUGCGAAUGCGCGCCCUCCGCCUCCCUCCCCGACACGGUAUUGAUUAAAUGUUAAUUUAAAUUAUUGCGUAAAUCUGGGGUCGUGCUUCCGCGAUUCGCUCUUCCACUAAUAUCAUAGCAACGUUUUAUGUUUUCCGCGAACUGUCCAUGCAUUGCUGCAGCGGGUGAUGAAGUAUGAUAUUUCGAUACUCGAUACUAAAUCGUCUCUUUGCGUCUGUCUGACACCGCUGCCUCCCGUAGCUCUCGCGUAAUCAAAUACCAAUUUAUAACAAACUGAUGAUGAUGAUGAUAAUGAUUAUUAUUAUUUAAUUUAAACUCGCGUUAUCUGAUUCUUGGAAAUAUAUACAUACUCUACCAUAUAGUA